Eimeria necatrix is the source of this 2601-nucleotide messenger RNA. Its product is annotated as alkyl sulfatase, putative. The transcript has 2 exons. The record is from RefSeq and is a predicted model, not a curated record. Gene Ontology annotation, molecular function: protein dimerization activity. NCBI's taxonomy places the organism in Eukaryota, Apicomplexa, Conoidasida, Eucoccidiorida, Eimeriidae. The coding region runs from base 1 to 2601 and encodes 866 amino acids.
AUGAAACACGAAGGGGCUGAGGAGUCUCUGAAGGCCUCGGGAUGGCCUCAGCCGGACUCCCCAGCUGGCCUGAAGCGCCGCUCCCUUAGCAAGAGCAGCAGCAGCAGCAGCAGCAGCAGCAGCAGCAGCAGCAAGGACGGCGGAGGCUGCGACCGCUUGGACGCCGGCCAGAGCGGCCGGCUGGAGCCGCGGCUGUUUGCUGCUGCUGCUGCUGCUGCGCAGCAGCCGCAGCAGCAGCAGCAAACCUUGCCAGAGGGAACAGCCGGGCACGUGCAGGCCCGAGUGCUGCGCCAGCCCUCCCGCCAGCAGCAGCAGCAGCAGCAGCAGCAGCAGCAGCAGGAGCAGCAGGGGGCGCAGCGGCGGGGUCGGAGCCGGUGUCUUUCGCGGGUGUUUAGGCUCAUGACGACUUGCUGCUGGUUGUUUUGCUGCUGCUGCAUCAGUUUGCUGCUGUGGGGCCCUUCGCUGUUUUUGCUGCUGCCGCCCACAGCGCGGCAAAUAUCUUUGCUGCUGGCUCCGGGGCUGCGGCUGUUUGUUGCUGCUCCUUACGACGCGGAGUCUGCUGCUGCUGCUGCUGCUGCUGCUGCUGCGGGGUGGCCGAGUCUGCGUCCGGGGCUGCUGCAGACCUUCUUCCCCUUCUUCUUCCAGCAGCAGCACGAGCAGCAGCAGCAGCAGCAGCAGCAGCAGCAGCAGGAGGCCCCGCUGACGCUGGAGAGCGUGCGGAAGGAGUUUGCUGCCUUGCUGGAAGGCCCGCUGCCAGCUCCUGCUGCGCUGCUGCAGCAGCAGCAAGAGUUCAAGAAGGAGCUGCUGGAAGUUGCUGAGGGAGUUUAUGCUGCUCUUGGCUUCGGACUUGCCAACUCUUUUAUUCUCAAAGGCCCCACAGGAGUGGUCAUCGUGGACACCACUGAGAGUCCAGUGGUCAUGCGCGAGAUUUGGCAGCAGUUCAAGGCCCUCAGGAAGCAGCAGCGACGCGCCCGCAAGCAGCAGCAGCAGCAGCAGCAGCAGCAGCAGCAGCAGCAGCAGGGGGAGCGCGACGGCGGCGCUGCCCCCGCAGACGCCCACCCCCAGCAGCAGCAGCACGACCCCCAGCAGCAGCAGCAGCAGCAGCAGCAGCAGCAGCACGACCCCCACCCCCAGCAGCAGCAGCAUCCCCAGCAGCAGCAGCAGCAGCAGCAGCAGCAGCAGCAGCAGCAGCAGCAGCAGCAGCAGCGUGAGGUGGUGGUGCGUGCUGCGGGUCUGGAGCUGCUGCUGCUGCACGUGCCUGGGGAAACCCCCGACCAGCUGGCGGUGUGGCUGCAGCAGCAGCAAACUUUAAUUGCUGCUGACAACAUCUACAAAAGCUUUCCCAACCUCUACGCCAUCCGCGGCGGCAGCAGCCGCAGCAGCAAAGACUGGGCUGCUUCCUUGGAGCGCAUGCGCGCGCUGCAGCCGCAGCUGCUGCUGCUGGGCCACACGAGGCCCUUGGCCGGUGGGGUGUACGUACACUCGGCGUUGACAGCUUAUCGGGAUGCUAUUUUGUUUGUUCAUGAUCAAACAAUAAGAUUAAUGAACAAAGGCAGCAGCAGCGAGGAAGCUGCUGCGCUGCUGCAGCUGCCUGUACACCUCAGCAGCCACCCGCUGCUGCAGCAGCUCUACGGCGCGCUGCCCUUUGCUGUCCGCGGUGUAUAUACACACUACAUGGGCUGGUUCGGGGGGGCUGCAGAGCAGCUGCAGCCGCUGCCUGCUGCUGCUGCUGCUGCUGCUCUUGCUGCGCUCGCCGGGGGGCCCCACAAGCUCCUGGAAGCUGCUGCUGCUGCCAUCCGCAGCAGCAACCCGCAGUGGGCGCUGCAGCUUGCUGCUGCUGCGCUGCUGCUGCAGCCCCACAACGCCCUCGCCAGGGAACUCAAGGUCGUCGCCCUCAGGGCCCUCGCUGCCACGCAAACUGCUGCUUCAGGAAAGACUGCUGCUGCUGCUGCUGCUGCUGCUGCUGCUGCUGCUGCUGCUGCUGCUGGUUGUUGUUGUGGCGCUUGGGAGCAGCAGCACGCAAGGAAUUGGUACUUGACAGCAGCAAGAGAAACUGAGGGGUCUCUGCGGCUGCAGAUGAGUGAGCAGCAGAAGAAGCAGCUGCUGCAGCUGCUGCCGCCGCGGGACAUUUUCCAGCUGCUGCCUUUCCGAGUGGACCCCGAAGCAGCAGCAGACAUCGACGCAGUCAUUCUCUUCAAGUUCGUCCCUCCCCCCGAAGCUGCUGCUGCUGCUGCUGCUGCUGCUGCUCCUGCUGCUGCUGCUGCUGCGGAGCAGAGGCAGCCCGCCCAAGCAGCGGCCUCCCCAGAAACGGACGCGCCCCCGCAGCAGCAGCAGCAGCAGCAGCAGCAGCAGCAGCAGCAGCAGCAGCAGCAGCAGCAGGAGCGGCACUGCGUGCACUUUCGGAGAGGCAUUGUGUUUACGCGGGACGAAUGCGAAAGAGCAGCAGAUGUGGAAGUCGAAACUACAGAAGCAGCUUGGAGAAGCAUUUUGACAAAAGAAACGGGACUAUUUGCUGCUGCAGCAAGAAGAGACUUCAGAGUCAAGGGGCCCCUGCUGCUGCUCGUCAAGUGCCUCGCCUGCAUCGAGCUCGACAUGGACUGA